AUGUCAUUUAUACCGAGAAGGAUAUUUCCUAACUAUUCUCUACCGCUAUCAAACUUUAAGGGGCAUCAUCAAAAGGCUUUAACGAAAUUUGGUCAUUUAGCACCUCAGAUUGACUUAGUACUUGAAGUCAGAGACUCAAGAGCUCCCGUAUCAACAAAGAAUGUAUUAUUUGAUCGAGUAUUAGCACAAAAAGAGAAGAUUAUACUUUAUACCAAAAAGGAUCUCUCAGUGUUGAAAAGUGACUUGAUAAGAAAGUGGCAUGAUGCAACUAAGGAAGAAUGCUUAUUUAUUGAUGCUAGAAGUAAAGGUGAUGCUCAAAAAAUCAUUGAUCUAGUAGGCAAAAGGUACUAUGCAAUGAACCCUCCUCCUCCAUUGGGUCUUAGACUUAUGAUUAUUGGUAUGCCAAACGUUGGAAAGUCAACGUUGGUUAAUACAUUAAGAAAUGUUGGAUAUAGUUCAAAGAUUAAAGGCGCUAUAUCAGGAAAGAAUAGGAAAGUGGCAAAGACUGGUGGACAACCUGGUGUAACAAGGGCAACAAGUGAAAUUAUAAGACUUAGUACUAAGCCAGACAUACUUGUAUAUGAUACACCCGGUGUGUUUCUUCCAACAGUCAAGGAUAAUGAAACCAUGCUAGCACUAAGUCUCAUCGGUUGUGUUCAUACUUCAUUUAUUGAUCCGGUUAUACAAGCAGACUACUUGCUUUAUUUGUUGAAUUUACAAGAUCCUACAGGAUCGAAGUAUAAAGAAUAUAUUGAUCACCCAACAAAUUCUAUUGACGAACUACUUUACUAUAUUGCCCUCAGAAGGAAUAAAGUCGGGAAAGAUAACACUUAUGAUGAACUUGGGAUGGCUACUCAUUGGACAAGUCUUUGGAAACAAGGAAGACAAACGAAAUAUAAGGGAUUAUUCGAUUUACCAACAAUUUUAGAAAUAAACGGCGAAGAAUUGCAAAAUAUUUUUAAAAACGAAAGAGAGAGAAUUAGUGGAAUGACUGUAAGUAAUAAAAUUGAAAAUAGUUUAGGUGAAGAUGGUACUGCUUCAUCGAAGCAUAGGAAGAGGACGGCUAAGGAUAGAAAAUACGACUUACAAAACCAAUUAUUUAAAUUGUAA
Molecule: messenger RNA, 1110 nt
Organism: Debaryomyces fabryi
Lineage: Eukaryota; Fungi; Ascomycota; Pichiomycetes; Serinales; Debaryomycetaceae
Gene: MTG1
Product: putative GTPase
Exons: 1
Coding region: 1-1110 (369 amino acids)
Cellular component (GO): mitochondrion
Molecular function (GO): GTP binding; GTPase activity
Source: RefSeq, a predicted model, not a curated record